Messenger RNA from Calypte anna (Anna's hummingbird), 4323 nucleotides. It is a transcript of the gene WEE1, whose product is annotated as WEE1 G2 checkpoint kinase. Gene Ontology annotation, cellular component: nucleus. The record is from RefSeq and is a predicted model, not a curated record. Gene Ontology annotation, biological process: protein phosphorylation; mitotic cell cycle. Bases 241 to 2160 code for a protein of 639 amino acids. The transcript has 11 exons. NCBI's taxonomy places the organism in Eukaryota, Metazoa, Chordata, Aves, Apodiformes, Trochilidae. Gene Ontology annotation, molecular function: ATP binding; magnesium ion binding; non-membrane spanning protein tyrosine kinase activity.
CCCCCUGUGUUUUCAAACUGAGUGGGCGGGUGUGAUUGGCUAGCGUGCGCACCACAUGACUAACGGUCGCGGGAAAGCCGCGGAGUCCGAACAGCGCGAGGUGAACCGUGCCCGGUGGCAGCGCCGUGCGGAGCCGCCGCACUCAGUGGCGCAGCGCACCGAAGGGACGCGGAGCAGCGCAGCGACAGCGGACGCGGAGCGGCUGUGUUCAGCCGAGAGCGGGGCUCCCAGAGAGCCGCCAUGAGCUUCCUCAACGUGCAGCAGGCGGCGCCGCCGCGGCGGGUCUCGGCUCGUCGGGCGGCCGCCCCUAUCCGGCAGAAGCUGCUGUUUCUGAGCGCCCACAGCGACUGCGAGGAGGAGGAAGAAGACGAGGAGGAGGAGGGCGGCAGCAGCGGCAACAGCACUGGCGAGGACUCGGCCUUCCAGGAGGCAGACUCGCCGCUUUCGGCGGCCCGCACCCCGGCGCGGGGCGGCCCGCCCCUGAUGGAGGAGGAAGAGGAGAUGGAGCCAGCGGCGGCGCCACUGCCGGACGAAGGCGACUCAUGGGAGGAGGAGGGGUUCGGCUCUUCUCCGGUAAAAUCUCCUGGAGCCUAUUUUAUGGCCGGCUCGCCAUCAUCGCCGCCUCCCCACAAGGGUCGCCGCCACUGCGGGCGCUCCCCACUGCACCCGGCGGCUGGCGGUUACCGGGUGCAGAGCGAGGAGCCCAGCUCGCCGCUGCCAGACUGCCCCGGCACACCGCCUCACAAGACCUUCCGCAAGCUGCGCCUCUUCGACACGCCACACACCCCCAAGAGCUUGCUUUCUAAAGCUCAAGGAAUAGGCUCCAGCUCAGUCAAACUUCGAGGGGGCUCUCUGUUUAUGAAUGUUGGGAAGUCUGAGAAGCAAGAAGAAGAUAUAAGACAAACACCUCACGUGAACAUCAAUCCUUUCACUCCCGAUUCCAUGUUCCUUCACAGCUCUGAUGGAAAGUGUCGGAGGAGGAAGCGAACACACUGGAACGACUCUUUUGGAGAAGACAUGGAAGCAAGUGAUGGAGAGCCUGAAGAUGAAACUAUCAGACCUGCUAAGAGGAUAACAAUAACAGAAAGCAAUAUGAAGUCACGCUAUGCGACCGAAUUUCAUGAACUGGAGAAGAUUGGAUCUGGUGAAUUUGGUUCUGUGUUUAAAUGUGUGAAGAGGCUUGAUGGCUGUGUUUAUGCAAUAAAGCGAUCCAAGAAACCUUUAGCUGGCUCAGUGGAUGAGCAAAAUGCUUUAAGGGAGGUCUAUGCACAUGCAGUUCUGGGACAGCAUUCUCAUGUAGUAAGAUACUACUCUGCAUGGGCAGAAGAUGAUCACAUGCUUAUACAGAAUGAAUAUUGCAAUGGUGGCAGUUUAGCAGAUGCCAUCAGUGAAAAUUACAGGAAUAUGCGUUAUUUUACUGAACCAGAACUGAAGGACCUGCUGCUUCAGGUGGCUCGAGGCUUAAAGUACAUUCAUUCUAUGUCACUGGUACAUAUGGAUAUCAAACCUAGUAAUAUUUUCAUAUCUAGGACAUCAGUCCCAAGUACAACUUCAGAAGAAGGUGAUGAUGAUGACUGGUCAUCUGAUAGAGUCAUAUUUAAAAUAGGUGAUCUUGGUCAUGUAACUCGAGUGUGUAGUCCUCAAGUGGAGGAAGGUGAUAGCCGUUUUCUUGCAAAUGAAGUCCUACAAGAGAACUAUGCUCAUUUGCCAAAAGCAGAUAUUUUCGCUCUUGCUCUGACUGUUGUCUGUGCUGCUGGGGCUGAACCACUUCCAACUAAUGGGGACCAAUGGCAUGAAAUUCGACAAGGAAAACUGCCUAGAAUACCACAAGUGCUUUCUCAAGAAUUACUAGACUUACUAAAAGUUAUGAUUAAUCCUGAUCCAGAGAAAAGGCCUUCAGCUGUGGCACUAGUCAAGCAUUCAGUGCUUCUCUCUGCUGCUAAAAAGAGUGCAGAGCAGCUCCGGAUAGAACUGAAUGCUGAAAAAUUCAAAAAUUCACUCUUGCAGAAAGAGUUGAAGAAGGCACAGAUGGCAAAGGCUGCAGCUGAGGAGCGAGCACUGUUCACUGACAGAAUGACAACAAGAUCUACAACACAAAACAGACCAUCUCGACUCAUUGGGAAGAAAAUGAACCGCUCAGUUAGUCUUACUAUAUACUAACUAUAUGAAGUCUAAAAGAACUACUGAGGAUGGCUGUAGCAUCUCUGCUGGACUGAAGCUGAAAGAAUUGAAGGAAUCAUUCAAUUCUUGGUUUCUUGUCCUGUCUUUGAUCAGUGCCACUAGUUUUACAGGAACUGUUUCUGGGUUUUUACUUGUACAAUACGGCUGAUGAGCUGUAUUAUCCACCUGAGUUAAAGGACUCAGUUGUUACAAUCUUGUCUAUAAAGGAUCCUGGAUGUUAAUCCAUAAGCCUUUCAGUUACACUGUUAAACGUUACAUGGUCCCAGGGUUAACCACUAUAGUGGUGUGCUGCUUUGUAGUGUUACAGCAUUGUAGUAAGAAGUUAUAGCCCUAAUCUUUGAAAGGGAGGGGAGGGGGGCCUUGCUUUGAUAGUUUCUGAGAUUUUUUUGGAGCAGAGGGGAAUACAUUUUUAAAGAUGGGCGUUAAGGCCACCUACACUCAAUGUACCUGAUAUCAGGUAGACUUCAUUGUGAAUUUUAUUUGUAUAUUCAACUGGGAGCACUUUGUAGGCAUUGCAUAAACCACAGCUUAGAAACCUGUGGAAUUAAGUGCCAUGUGGAACUGCUGCUAUUUUUAGUUUGUUGUCCUUGCUGUAAACUGUAGCAUUAAAACAAUCAUUAUUGUGUUAAUAGGCUUCUUGUUAAAACAAUUACGUGAAACAAAUUCAGCUGCAUUUUAGUGAAGGCAGCAUUUUUCUCUCAAAGCUAGUGCAUUGUAAAAUAAUGCACCAAUUUAAUAUUUGGAUUUUUGUUAGUGUAGUGCAGUUGUUAAUGUCUUGGCUAUUGAUGUUCUGUAUUUUUUUCUAAUAAGGUUCUCUAAAUGUUGAUAUUUUCUUCAGUUGUCUGUUUUUGAAGUUAUUGUAUAUUUUUUUCUGUGUUGGAGUACUUGUAAAUAUUUAGUUUAAGUGUUCAGAUUGUUCUUCAUUGUUCAUGUACAUAAAUUUGAUUGUGUUUAUAGUAUAUUAUAGUGAAACUUCCCUCUGUGUUGCCAACAGACAAAAGUUAACUAUUCAGUUUUAAAUUCCAAAAUGAACAGAAUAUGGCUGUCAGAACCUGUACUGACCUAUGUUGGACCUAAGCUGACAUAUGUUGCUAAACAGAACUGUUCUAAUUACUGGCUUAUCUCUUAAUUUUAGUUUAAACAAUGUUUCCCAUUUGUGCUCUGUUUCUUCUUACUAGUGUUGAAUUUGAGUAUUAAAGUUAAAAGUUUUGUUUUAAUAUUGCCUAACAAUUCUUUAACUCUAUAGUUGUGGAAAUAAAAUACUGAGUCAGGAAUGUAUUAUGGCAAGUCUUGAUAAGAUGAGCUUCCUGCUGCUGCCUGAUGCUUGUGGUUCUCUCAUGAGUGGGACUGAGGCAUACUCACUGAUAGUUAUGUUAGGAGGCAAGGACCACAGUCUCUGUGUUAGUAUGUACAGCAGUCUGUCUCCACAGCAUCACUGUACAUUGGAAAGACAAAGCUUGUGGAAGAUUUGAAGUGGAACUUGUUACUGUGAAGAUGGAGGACUGUAUGAAACUAUAAAGAAGUCUUGAGGUAAGGAGGAAAAUUCAUGAAUUGCUGAGAAUGGGAAGAGAACUGCUUAUUAAAGUUUGGAAGAAAACAAUGGAAAGAAUUGCAAUAGUCUAUGUAAGACAGUAAAUGCAUGUUCUACAGAAUGUAUGCAAAAUACUUAUGCAUAUAUAUAUACAUUGUAUCUCAUGUAAAGAAGAGAUACAGUGAAAGGCUUAGACUAGUCUGGGGAAGCUCUCAUUGCUUAUAUUGAAGAGUCACAGAUGAUCAUCAAAGAAGAUGUAAGUGAAUUGAAAGGACUGUCAAAAAUUUAACUUGGCAGUUAGCAAAUGAAAAUUGCUAAGUAUUUAUUUUUAAGAGGUCUCAGUGCUAUUCAUGUAUGACAGUGAGAUUCCGACUCUUGGUUCAGAUGACGUUAUUCUCUGAAUAUGCAGUUUUCAUUGGUAAAAACUGAUAGCCCAUAAGUUUUUGCUUUGUAUGGUAGUCCUGUCUUGUUUGUAAGAGAAUUGAGAAUGUUUCUUCUAAUUUUGUUGAUAAUGAGACCUCUUAGAGCAUACUUCAUAAAUAUCAGUUGAUAGGGGAUCAACAAACAGCAAGCCUUUCUUCCCCUGUAUAGUCUAAAUAAAUUUGAUAUAC